This is a messenger RNA of Linum tenue, 1866 nucleotides long. Lineage: Eukaryota; Viridiplantae; Streptophyta; Magnoliopsida; Malpighiales; Linaceae. The record is from the annotation of a GenBank genome assembly.
AACCCGCAAAGGAUAAAGCAACAAAAAGAAGAAAAAAAUGGGAAGAAAGGAGAAAAAUACGAAAGCGGGGAAGAAGAAGAAGAAGACCAGGGAAAGAAGGAACUUGAGAGUUGAGAGCCUUCAAAUUAAUCGGAUCAAUCCGAGAGCAUCACGGCCGUUCCUCUUUCUUCGUCCCCAAUUAACCCUAAACCCUAAUUUUCUUUCCGGAGGAUAUUAUCGCUCAAUUCGCUUCGCUUCCGUGCUCCAAUUCUCCGGUCACCUGCUGCUUUUCAGUGUUCCCUGAGCUCAAGAGUCGUCGGACGAGGGGAAACUCAUGGAGACGCACUACAGUCACAACCCGUUCGACAGACGCCCGAUAGUGACUUCCAAAACUCCCGCCGUUAAAUGGUUCAGAGAAUGGGUGCCACAGGAUGUUGUAGCUACAGGUGGAAAGUGUUCGGUUUUAAGAUGGGUAACAGAGAGCCAAUCGAAGGCCUUAAAAGAGAGAGCGAAAGAUCCACCAACGCCAGAGCCAGAGCCAGAACCUACAACCGAAGUUCUGUUCCUUUGCAGUUAUGAUGGAUGUGGGAAAACCUUCAUAGAUGCCGGUGCUUUGAGAAAGCAUUCUCACAUCCAUGGGGAACGCCAGUAUGUUUGUCACUGGGAGGGUUGUGGCAAGAAGUUUAUUGACAGUUCAAAGUUGAAAAGACACAACUUGAUUCAUACUGGGGAGAGAAACUUUGUGUGUCCACAUGAAGAUUGUGGAAAGGCCUUCUCCUUGGACUUCAACCUGAGGUCACAUAUGAAAACACAUUCACAAGAAAACUAUCAUAUAUGCCCAUACCCAGAAUGCGGGAAGAGAUAUGCCCAUGACUACAAGCUACGGAACCACAUUCAAUCCCAACACGAAAAGGUUGGUUACGUUCUGUCUCAAAGUGAAAAGAAUGCAACACCACCAGUCGAGAUGGUGAGGUACGCAACACCACCAGAGAGACCAACCAUCAAAGCUCCAAAGCCACCUUCAUCAGCUCCUCCCUCCACAACACCCGCAUCUACGGCCUCUGCAUCAGUAGGCCGCCCUUUCGGCUGCCCUUCCGAGACAUGCAGAAAGGCUUACAUCCACGAGUACAAGUUGAAGCUCCAUCUCAAAAACCAUCCGGACCACAACGUCGAGGAGACCACCGACAUUAACACCAUCAUGCCACGUCGCCAUCACGCUGUGGAUAACAAUGACUCGGACGAGGGCAGCGAUCAAGACGGCAGCGGUUAUGGUGCCCUCAAACGUGCGGUGAAUGGCCGGAAGAAAUCACAGAGUAGCAGGGUGAAGCCGAGCUUGAAGAUGCCUCCUGCGAAGAUGGCGCAACGCAGCAAAGGGUCGAGCCCGUUGGCUCAUAGCUUAAACGUGGCGAAGAAGCCAUGGCCCCCGUUGGCGGUGGGAUCCAAGGGAGGAGAGGUUUACGGUGGGGAGGAAGAUGAUAGUGAAGAGACGGAAGAGGAGGAUAGGGAGAGUGGAGAUGAUGGGUGGAGAUAUAGGGAUGAUAAUGAGGAGGAUGAUGAAGAGACUGAGUAUGAAGAUUGAACAAAAUAAAUUAGAUUAGUGAGAGGGCUCAUAUCGUCCCUAGGCCUUUUUUUGUUGUGGAUUUGAGCAUGGCUUCUCAUGUCUCUUUUUUUGUUUCUUCCUCCUUUUGGUAGGAAUAUCUCUUGUGUUUAGUCGAUUCUUCUCUCUAUGCUGGGAUAUACAAAUGGAGAAAAUAGGAGAUUGGAAUUCUCUCUUUUUACCAAAUGACUUCAUUGGACGGUAGAGGUCAUCUUGGCUAAAAGCCAGGGCCGACCAGGGUUCGGCACAAGCCUUUCAAAUAUAAAUAAACGAAGGGACCUCCAAUGCAG